AUUCUUCAAAGUUGGCCAUUGGAGAAAGGAAAAAUAGGACAUUCCCUUAUCCACUGUUAUUGGUCACAGCUAAAACUAGUUCCAUCUCUAAGGAAAAAAAAUAGCAAAAAUCAUAUUCCCAUGGCUUUCUCUUCAGCUUUUUCACACACCUCCUUCACAUAUUCUUCAUCUUUCUCAUUGACAAGAAAAAGAAUUAAUACCCCAUUUAGAUUACCUUUAAUUAUUAAAGCAGAAAAUCCCUCUGAACCAAUUGACAAUGAAAAACCUGCAAAGCCAAAAUCCAAAGAAGCAGCUUCAGCAGCAACUUCCUCUACUGCCACCGCAACAAAGCCUAAAAAACCUGUCUACUCUAUGAAGAAAGGUCAGAUAGUUAGGGUGGAUAAGGAGAAAUAUCUUAAUAGCAUCAAUUAUUUGUCAGUGGAUCAUCCACCUUAUUACAAAGGCUUGGACUAUAUAUACGAAGACCGUGGUGAGGUAUUGGAUUUGCGCAUAUUCGAGACAGGAGAAUAUGCACUUAUUGGAUGGAUCGGAAUACCAACUGCACCAGCUUGGCUUCCAACAGAGAUGCUAAUAAAGUCUGAUAAGCUGGAUUAUGAGAGAAUAUAGUAAAGGGUCCACAUUUCGAACCAGUCAGUACAUGUCAGACAAGAAUAUAUCAAACUGGCUCACCAGAUUGCUCAAUGCUAAUUGAAGAUGAAGAGAAAUGGGAUGGACACACCUCCAUAACUUCACUUCUUUUAAAAUUUGUACCUCGUCUAGUUAUAUCGAAAAAUAAAUGAGAAAAAAAAAAAAAAAGAGCUGAUAUCUAAUAGCUCAUGUUCCAGAAUAUGUUAUUGAACUUUUUCUCUUUCAGUGAGCAAGAGUCAAAGAAAACCAGACAAACAGGCUUUGCUUGAGAAACCUAUCAAAAAACAGUUUUCUGGGGGACUUUAGUUUCAGUAGAAAAUAUAAUUCUUUUGCAU
Nicotiana attenuata is the source of this 962-nucleotide messenger RNA. Its product is annotated as NAD(P)H-quinone oxidoreductase subunit O, chloroplastic. Bases 121 to 606 code for a protein of 161 amino acids. Lineage: Eukaryota; Viridiplantae; Streptophyta; Magnoliopsida; Solanales; Solanaceae. Gene Ontology annotation, cellular component: plasma membrane. The record is from RefSeq and is a predicted model, not a curated record. Gene Ontology annotation, molecular function: oxidoreductase activity, acting on NAD(P)H, quinone or similar compound as acceptor. The transcript has 6 exons.